Molecule: messenger RNA, 2439 nt
Organism: Scheffersomyces amazonensis
Lineage: Eukaryota; Fungi; Ascomycota; Pichiomycetes; Serinales; Debaryomycetaceae
Exons: 1
Coding region: 1-2439 (812 amino acids)
Source: RefSeq, a predicted model, not a curated record
AUGAGGCUAUCUAGUAUAAUCAACUUCAAAGAUGCAAAGACUGUCUUAUUAAAUCUAAAGGAUGGAGCAAUGAUAAAACCCUUCCAGAUCAGUCGACAAGGUAUGCCUCUGUAUCAAGAACUUCGUCAGAAAUUGAAUACUUACUUGGAGAAUCCAAAUCAAGAAGAGAUUAAUCAGAUGUUCAAGCUGUGGGAUCUUAUUGAUAUUGUUCAGGAUCGUCAACUUGACCAGUCAAAUGUCUUGAUUCUUCUCUUACGUCUCUAUAACUUUCACUUGAUGCUGCCAUUCGAAAUCGAAGUUGAUGAAAACUUGUAUAAAGUAAUUGAUGAAUUUAACGAUAAUUUUAUUUCUAGAAUUUCGGUAAAGGAUUCAGACCUAAAAAAAUUCUUACUUCAUUAUUUUCGAUUCACUACAAUUUUGAACGUACGAGUAGUUAAACCAGAACCAGAAGUCCUAAACAAUAGUUCUAAAGCACAUGCUCUUUCUUCAAAAUCAACUACAAGAACAAAUGAAAGUCGUAAUCAUUCACUUAAGAAUAUCAUGGGUUGUUUGUAUCCAUCAACCAAUAAACCUGAAAAGUUUAAGAUGUCAGAAUCGACUUUUAGAUUCACUAAGAAACAAAUAUCAAGUACCGGAAGUUUAUUCACCCCUCAAUUUAGUCUGAUUGCUGAUUCUGAAGCUCGAAUUGAAUUAUUAUUCCACCUGAAUGUUUUAACUCCAGUCUCCAACUUGCUAUCAGCUAUAUAUGGCGAAAGAGUCUCUGUAAAUCCAAAAAUAAGAUUUGAGAAACAAAUCAACUCCGUACCAGUUCAUGUACUACCAGACUUCGCCGUAACUUUCCAACAAUUUAAUAUACCUAUUGAGAUAAAAAAAAAGAAAGUACUUCUGAACCUUGAAGAAUUUAAUGCUCGGGAUAUUAUGCAACCAAAAAAUUCUAACCUAAUUGAGAUGUUCUCUCAAUUAAUACGAGAAUCAAUCCUAGCUGGGUGUCCAUUUGUGUUGUUAUCUGAUUAUCAUUGUACACUUUUAAUUGAUUUAGAACAAUGCAACGUUGGAAAGUAUGUUGGUCUUAACUAUUGUAAAAUUCUACGUGAAGUUAAUUGCAGAAUCAUAUCAUUGAAUGAUGAUGAUGAUGGGAAUGGUGGUUAUACUUUAAAUACGAAAGUUAUAAUGUUCAUGAUGCAUGCAUGGGCUAAAAGAAAUAGAUGGAAACCUAUAAUGAAGAAGUUUGAAAAAAAGUUGUUAAUUCAACCGAAUAUUCGUUCUUCUCUCAUGGCCCUGUUUUAUGCAUCAAUCAACGAAUGCAACGACUUCUUGAGGAAGAAGAUGAAUAAAGGUGAAGAUGAUCCUGCCCAUACUGACUCAUCCUUUCUGUCUGACUCAUCAAUAAUACAAAAUCCUGAUCUUCAAGCAGAUGAUCAGGUAUUUCUGCAGUAUUAUAUAAGAUGUUUAAACAAUUUAUAUAAAAAACGGAAAUACAAUGGUAAAAGAAAGACGACCAAAUGGAAGGACUUCACUUUACAUGAUUUUCAAAAAGAAUACAAAUUGCUAGAAAUAGUUUCAGGUGACAGAAUAAAUAGCCGUGUUAGUAUUACAUUUAUUGUUGAAAGAAAUAAGGAUAAAAGGAAAUUCUUCCUUAAAAUAUUGGAUCCGGUUCGGUCCUCAAUAUUUACUACCAAAUCAAGUGUUUUAGAGGGUUCUUAUAAGAGAACCUUCGAUAUCUUUGUAAAUGAGGUGAGCUCAUAUUUAAGAUUGAAGAAUCUUAAAAAGGGCAUUCCUCAGUUGCAUUAUUUCGGUUUUUUUAAUAACUCGGGAAGUGUUAAUUUCACAGAAUUUUUAACACGUAAAGAUAGGAAAACUUUAAAUCCUAAUAUUAAUUUAGCGGGAUUUUACUUAGUCACAGAGUAUAUCAUUGGUGUCACACUAAAUAAAAUUUCACAACCAGAAAGAGAGAAGAUUUAUCCAAAAGCCAAAAAUAUUCUUAAUGAAAUCAAUAAGUAUGGAGUGUUUCAUCUCGAUCUUCAUGAAGAGAAUAUAAUUAUAAUGCAAUCCAAAAAGAAAGGUUCAAAAGAAUUGGUUCCUGUAUUUGUAGAUUUCGGAAAGACAAAAUUGGCUGAAGAAAGAAAAAGGUGGAAGGAGAGCGGUAGUAAAAUGUCAACAAUUGCAGAAGAUGAAGAUGAAGAUGAAGAUGAAGAUUAUGAAGAAGAAGAAGAUGAAGAUUAUGAAGAAGAAGAAGAUAAAGAUUAUGAAGGAGAUAAAGGUGAAGAUUAUGAAGAAGGUGAUAUUGAUAAAGAUAAAAAAUAUAAAAUGGAAACUCAUAAAGCUUUAAGACGUACUUUUGGUGUAGGAUUCAAUUAUCCAAAAGUGAAUGAAUUGAAAUCCAAACUAAUGCAUUCAGAAUUUGAUGAUUUUGGCAGAAAUAAAAAACCAAAAUUAUAG